UGUAAACUGCUUUCAAGAGCUUUCUGCAGAAUGGCUAAUUUGGACGGCUCUGGAAGGCGUGUAGUUAUCAAGGACAGUAAGCAGGUACCGCAUGUCUUCGGAAUGUUCGUGUUCGAUGAUAUGAUGUUCUGGAGCGACUGGACCAACCGUGGACUUCUGUUUGCCCACAAAAUGCGAGGGGACAACGUGUCGAUGCUUGUCGGCACUGUCAUGCCGCCUUAUUCCGUUAAGGUCUUCCACGGCGCCGUGCAAAAGCCUGGACCGAAUGUAUGCGAAGCAACCAAAUGUGAACAUCUGUGCGUACCGAAACACGACGGUUCCGGGAGCAAGUGCUUAUGCGCCGACGGAUUCAAAAUGCGAGAAGAUGGGAGUUGCAGUGCAGAAUGCGCAAAACAUGAGUUCCUCUGCCCACGUCCUGAUCAAAAGUACGAUUUUGCCUGUAACACUAGCUCAUUUACGGCUGCAGUUUUUUUGCAUAGUCAUUAA
Molecule: messenger RNA, 486 nt
Organism: Gongylonema pulchrum
Lineage: Eukaryota; Metazoa; Nematoda; Chromadorea; Rhabditida; Gongylonematidae
Source: the annotation of a GenBank genome assembly